This is a messenger RNA of Phyllotreta striolata, 1254 nucleotides long. Lineage: Eukaryota; Metazoa; Arthropoda; Insecta; Coleoptera; Chrysomelidae. The record is from the annotation of a GenBank genome assembly.
GAUUACGAGUCAUACAAAAAUAUGAUUGCAAUUUUAAUUUCCUUCGCGAUUUUUACUUCAGUAUUUUCCGAUGAAAAUAUUUUGUGUACAACCAAAAGUUGCAAGGACGUAGUUUGUCCAAAGUUGUCUGAAAAAUGCAAAGCUCAAAACGCCACACACAAUGGAGUAUUUUUAUUAUCGCCAAUCACUUGUAAUUGCUGCGAAUUCUGCUUGGAUAAUUUAAACGAAGGAGAAGAGUGUUCAAAAGGUGAUGUUACCGAUCCUGUCCCAAAAGAAGUUUGUGGACCGGGACUGGUUUGCAAGACGAAUAAUAAAGAUUCUACUGAUGGAGUAUGUGCAAAAAUGGAAACUGCUUGCACAAAUCUCCAAAAAUCGUAUGACGAAAGAGGAAUCAAUGGCACUGCAGGAACGCUGGAGGUGAGACAGGAUUGCACUAGUGAAGGAGAAUUCGUUCCAUAUAAAUGCAUACCAGGUCAAACGUGCUAUUGCGUAAACGCUACAGGACAUCGCAUCUUUGGGGAAAUGGAUUUCACUCCAUUGGCCGAUGACCUACUAAAAUGCAAAUGUUCCAGGGAUUACACAGGCAUUGCCGUUGUUCUAGGCAGAAACGAGAAUGCUACUUUAGAGCCUUUAGAGCAUUUUCGUUGCACUGCGAACGGUGACUAUGAUUCUGUUCAAUGCAUCAAUGAUAAAUGCUUCUGCGUUGAUGAAUACGACGGUGCCCCUACCUAUCCCAACGAUAAACUUGUUAAUAUCACAGACAUAUCGAAGUCAACAUUAAAAUGCUAUAAAAACAAGAAGGCCGGAGUGUUCUAUAAGGAUUGUGAAAAUGAAUACAUCGAUGUCCUCAAAAUGUACAAUAAAUUUAAGAAAAACGAUUACAAAAAACUAUACGGUUUCAAAUUUCCGAAAUGCGACCUGGAUGGAACUUACCAGGCUGUGCAAGAAAACAGCACACACAAGUAUUGCGUUGAUAAAGAAGGACAUGUACUAACAUCAGCAGUAGUUGAUAAAGGAAAAGAUUCAGAUUUAGCAAAAUCAAUGGAUUGCAAAUGCGCUAGGGCUAGGCUGAUAAUCACCGGAGAAGACAAGCCGGAAUGUAUGGAAAACGGAAACUACGCUCAGGUUCAGUGCAGAAAGGGCCGUUGCAGAUGCGUGGACAGUGAUGGUAAUCAAGUCUGCGAUGAUGUUAAUUGCGAAGUUGAUGAGAAAAACAGCCCGCCAACGUGCCCAGAUCCUGAUAGUUCAUCUUGA